CCGCUUCAGAGUUUUCGGCGAGACACCGAGCGGCCGACAACUUCGGGAAAGCUGAGAAGCCAUUCCUGUGGAAAAAGAUGUCAAGGAGAUGAAAACAGUACAAGGUGUAGUAACAAGAUUUUGUCUGGACUAUGGGAUGAUCAAUGAUUUAAUUUGCUUCACCAACGAUGCUGUGAUGAGUGCUGUGCCGCUGCAAGUUGGACAGAGAGUAAUAGCUCACGUUGAAGAGGAUAAAAUAUCUCAUGGAUUAAGAGCAAUUAGGGUAGAAAGCAUCUGUGAUAAAUGGGAUGAUAACAGCAUAGGUUCUUACACAGUGGAUACAAAUGUUAAAACGCUCAUUGGCAGUAUUACAUCUCUCACUGGAGUUGGUGGCUACAUCAAUCAGACAACCUCCUUCUCUAUGAGGGAGGUUUGUGAAGGCUUUUAUCCUUGUAAAGGAGAUUGGGUGCAAGCAGAAUAUAUUGUCAACCCAACAACUUGGACCAGUGAAGCCAUAUCUGUAAAGCCCUUAAGGUAUAAAAGAAUUGACAAGAUUCGUAUUUCCAGUGUAUGUGGAAGAACUGGUGUGGUAGACGACAGUAUAUUUUUCAGUCUGGAUUUUCUGAGGCUUCCUAAUGAUUAUUUGCCCCAUAAACAUGAUUUGGUCAAUGUUGUGGUUGUGGAGAGUAAUCAGUCCUGUUAUAUUUGGAGAGCACUUUGCAUGGCUCCAACGGACAAAAAUGGAUCAUUGCUAUCUCAAGACAUACAUCUGACUGAGUCAGAUGAAAAUUUAUUGAAAGACAAAGAAGGACUUAAGGUGUCAAAAAUGACGGAUUUUGGAAAACUCAAAUUAGGAGUGAGCAAAAAUAUGGAAAUCUGCAUAGAAAACAAAGGUAAAAUGGCGCAUUCUUUAAUUAGCUGCAAAUUAUGUGGCUGGGAUAAAGAGAAGCAGUUCUGUCUCCAGCUGCCAGAAAAGAACCAGACGUGCUCUAAAAGAAUUUCAGCAUUGACUGUCCCAGAUGGAGCUACUUCAAGUGAAUUUACGUACCUAAGCAAUACUGGAGAACAUGGUAAUUCUGUAAUUGGACAAUCUGAAAAUCUAAAUUGUGGAAAAAACCAAGACUAUGAAGGAGAAGAAACAGCAGGACCUAGCAGAAAUGUACCUCUACCUUCUGGGAGCAAGACUUCUAUAAUUGUUGUAUGCACUGCAAAAAAUCCUGGCCGUUGCAAAGAACUUCUGUUGCUGUGUUUUUCUGACUGCAUUAUUGGUCGGUACAUUGAAGCAACUGUAGUAACAGAAGAAGAGUCAUUGAUAGCAGUUACUGAGCAGUAUUCCCAGAGAAAAUGUCAAGUCACUUCUGAACUCCAGAACACAAAAGCAACAGUGAUUUUACCAAAAUUGAAAAGAAGCUUAAGGAGGCAGCUACCAAAUUUCAUUCCACAGUACCCUAUUCCAGACAGAGUAAGAAAAUGUGUGGAAAAGAAAUCUGAUAUAUUAAUUUUUUAUCCAGACCUUGGAGAGGGUUUAACUCUAGCUAAUUAUCGGUCAAACUUUUCUACUCUUUUGUGGCUUGAAGAAAUCUGUGAAGAGAUGGAAUUGAAGGAGUUCACCAUGUAUGGGGUCACCUUGAAAAAGAAUGGAAAUUUCCUAGUACUUGAAGUGCCAGGGGUCACAGAGGGACGCCCUUCUUUAUGCCCAGGUGACAAAGUGAUACUAAAGAGCCAAGACUAUUCAGAGCUGAUAAUACACUAUGUUGCAUAUAUUACUGAGAUUCAUGAUGAAGAUGUUACUCUGAAACUCAACUCAGAAUUUGAACAGGCAUAUAAUUUUGAACCUAUGGAUGUGGAAUUUACUCUUAGCAGGACAACAAUCAGGAGAUGCCAUUUUGCAGUAGAACAAGCCAUCCAUUUAGGAGAAAAGGUUUUGUUUCCUGAUACUCUUAUUGUGCAAUCACCACAAAUCCAUGAGCAGCCGCAUGAUUCAGAAUAUUCUUACAACCUUCUAAAACAAAGCUUUACACAAGAAGCUAAGGAAGAAAGGAUAGAAAACGAAAAAGGAAUGCCAAAAAAUGAAAGGGCAGUUGUUGUUUCUGAUAUGGUUACUGUUGCCACACAAACAAUAAAUAGAAUCCCAACUUGGAAUAGACAAGACUGUGACUUUUUCAAUCCUCUGCUGAAUGAGCAUCAGAAACUCGCAGUUAAAAGGAUUCUUAGUGGUGAAUGUCGCCCAACUCCUUAUAUCCUAUUUGGGCCACCAGGAACUGGCAAAACUGUCACAAUUAUUGAAGCAAUUUUGCAGAUACAUUACAGUUUACCAGACAGCCGAAUACUAGUCUGUGCACCAUCAAACAGCGCAACAGAUCUUAUUUGUUUACGACUUCAUGACAGCAAGUCGUUAAAGCCAGGAGUUAUGGUCAGAGUUAAUGCAUCCAGCAGAAAUGAAGAGAUUUUUAAUGAGGUAAUAAAGUUUUACAGCAAAGCUGGAGAAGAUAUUUGGAAAGCAUCUCGGUUUCGAAUAAUUAUUGUGACAUGCAGCAGUGCAGGAAUGUUCUACCAGAUAGGAAUAAGACUUGGACAUUUCACACAUGUAUUUGUGGAUGAAGCAGGGCAGGCAAGUGAACCAGAAAGCUUAAUCCCUCUGGGAUUAAUUUCAGAAGUCACUGGGCAGAUCAUACUUUCAGGGGAUUCCAGGCAACUAGGUCCAAUAAUAAAAUCUAAGUUUGCAACACUUUAUGGAUUAAACAUCUCUUUAUUGGAGAGGCUGAUGCAUCGCUUUCUGUACCUGCGAGAUGAGGAUGCUUUUGGUGCUUGUGGAUCAUACAAUCCUUUGUUGAUUACAAAGCUUGUGAAGAAUUACAGAUCACAUGGUGCAUUGCUUGCAUUGCCAUCUAGGCUAUUUUAUCAUAAGGAGCUAGAAGUCUGUGCUGAUCCUUCAGUAGUAAACUCAUUGUUGGGGUGGGAGAAGCUGCCAAAGAAAGGUUUUCCACUGAUUUUUCAUGGAAUGAGGGGCACCGAAAUGCGUGAAGGCUGCAAUCCUUCUUGGUUCAAUCCUACAGAAGCAGUUCAGGUGAUGCGCUACUGUUGUCUUCUUGCUAAAAGCAUCAGCCAUUCAGUAUCAGAGAAGGACAUUGGAGUGAUUACGCCUUAUCGAAAGCAGGUAGAAAAAGUCAGAAUUCUCUUACGCAGUGUGGAUCUAGCAGAUAUUAAAGUUGGCUCAGUAGAGGAGUUUCAAGGGCAAGAAUUCCUAGUGAUCAUCAUUUCAACAGUUCGGUCAAAUGAAGCUUCAAUCAGUGAUGAAAGAUACUUUUUAGGCUUUCUUGCUAAUUCAAAGCGCUUUAAUGUAGCAAUUACCAGAGCCAAAGCUUUGCUCAUUGUUGUGGGAAAUCCUCAUGUGCUUGCCAAAGAUCCCUGUUUUAGUGCUCUCUUGGAAUACAGUCUGAUGAAUGAAGUUUACAUUGGCUGUGACUUGCCACAAGAACUUGAAAAUCAGAAUAAGUGCAGUUAAAUAGAAGAAUUACCAUUAUACCUGGCCACUUUUCCUGGCUAUGACUUUAUUUCCUUAAAAAAAUAUACCCAGAUUUGUUUUCAUGGUUGUUUAAAAGAAUAUACUAUAAAAUAGAGUGCUUAUAAGCUUAUA
Molecule: messenger RNA, 3616 nt
Organism: Python bivittatus (Burmese python)
Lineage: Eukaryota; Metazoa; Chordata; Lepidosauria; Squamata; Pythonidae
Source: RefSeq, a predicted model, not a curated record